Trypanosoma brucei brucei TREU927 is the source of this 1416-nucleotide messenger RNA. Its product is annotated as GTPase activating protein, putative. Lineage: Eukaryota; Euglenozoa; Kinetoplastea; Trypanosomatida; Trypanosomatidae. The record is from RefSeq and is a predicted model, not a curated record. The transcript has a single exon. Gene Ontology annotation, molecular function: GTPase activator activity. Gene Ontology annotation, biological process: intracellular protein transport; activation of GTPase activity. Bases 1 to 1416 code for a protein of 471 amino acids.
AUGUGCUGCUCCAUUCAAACAUGUGUUUUUAAAUAUCUGCAUGUAAUAUUCCAUGUGCAAGUAUUUGAUGUCUUUUUCUUCACUGGCUUGUCGCAAGUAAGGGUAUAUAUCAGUAUUAGUAUCUUUUUAAAAGUCCUUUUCCCUCCCUGUUUAACAGAGGAAAGGAGGUUUCGGCACUUCGUGCAAGGGAAAAAAAAAGAAGGGAGAGAAGAGGAGGGGGGGAGGGAGGGGAACAUGUCUGGCUUCCCGCCUCCGUCUCUGGUUAGCGGUGACGAUGAGAGUGACGCGAAAGGAAACAGAUCGAUGCUGCGCUCCGUGGAAUCAACCGAAGCCGCAUGUGCUGCCGUUGUAGCAGGUCCUGUUGUUGACAUUUCAAAUGCCACUCUCAUGUGCCGACGUGGUGUUCAUGACAGGAUCCGUCGAACUUACUGGAAGUUGAUGAUUGGACUUUUUCCACAUGAUGUAACUGGGUGGGAAGCGAUUGAGAGUAAGAAGGCGAGUGAGUAUAAGGAGCUUGUGCGUCUUAUAUGCACGCUAGACGAAAAUAAUAACGUCGUUAUCUGUGAGAAUAGUAACCGUGAAAUUGAUAUUGACAUCCCGCGCACAAUGCCCACUAUGCAUUUUUUCAAUUUGGAGCGUGACUUCACGGUGAUAGAGGGCAUCCCCACAACCUUUUCCCCAAUGCAGCAAUGUCUGCGUCGCAUCCUUCACACCUUCGCUGGGGUUAAUAAAGGGUUUGGCUACGUACAAGGCAUGAAUGAGCUCGUGGGCCACUUGCUCUUUGCCUUCACGUGUGGUGAACCUUCUGCCGUUGACGAAACUGUGGAGGCGGACGUGUUCUUUUUCUUCCAGAGAAUGCUCUCACACCUAGGGGAUGAUUUCUGUCGUACUCUUGACUUUGACAAGAACACGGGAGUUAUGAGUACCAUUAGAAAUUUUGAGCGCAUCGUCCAGUUUGUAGACCCAGAACUUUGGGAUCACCUGGAGACCAACGAAAUACGCUCCGAGUUUUAUGCAUUUCGUUGGUUAACCCUGCUGUUCACUCAGGAGUUUAAUGUUCCCGAUGUGUUUAGGAUAUGGGAUUUUAUUUUUUCUUUUGGGGAAGAUAUAUGUGGCGUAGUUAUUUACAUUGCCGCUGCCAUGUUGGUGUAUAAGCGGGAUGAUAUACUGGCGUUGGACCAUUUAGGCACUAUUCUUCCAUUCUUGCAAUCAUAUCCCUCGUGCGACGUCGUCGAGUUUCUAGACAUCGCAUCGACUUGGGUGAUGCGGUUUGGAUUUCAACCAAUCGCGUGGUUAAAGUCGGGGAGUCGUGAGGAUGCAAACAAAUUGCGUGAACGCUACAAAUUUAGCGGUGCUGGUGGCCCGUCUUGGAAGGAAAAUUUGACAGGUUGGGUCUCUUCUAUGUGGAAAUCGUAG